CAUGAGGGGGAAAUGGUGCUCUGGUUGCUCUGCCAGUGACCACACCUGUGUGCCAUGUUUGUCAAGUGCGUCUAAAAACGUCCUAUAAUUACUGGGAGGAUAUACCACCAAGCAAUCUACCAGUAUGUCCAGAUUUUUAAGGAGGAAAAUCCUGAGAGGAAAGACUUUCUUGCUGGUGGGAACUCUUCUAAUGGUCAUUUAUCUCUAUGAAUAUUCUCUGGACCACAAUGCUGUCCACCUCAAAGUAGGUGUAAGAAGGGAUGUCAAUCAAAAUGAACCACCCACCACCGAGACCACCUAUGCAUUCUCCUGGACACAAUGCCGACAAAAUAUGUCUGCUGCCAAUAUCACCAACUUCACCUCACUUCCUGAUAAUAUACAAAACUUUCUCUACUAUCGACACUGUCGCCAUUUCCCCAUGCUUCUGGACAACUCUGGUAAAUGCAGAGGGCCUAAUGGAUCCUCAGAAGUCUUUCUUCUGCUGGUCAUCAAAAGUUCCCCCAUGAACUACGAACGCCGAGAGGUGCUUCGCAAAACCUGGGCCAAAGAGAGGUUACAGAACGGUGCGUGGAUCCGAAGGAUCUUUCUCUCAGGAACAGUGGAGGCUGGUUUUGAAAAGGAGAGACUGAACAAACUACUGGAGCUGGAGCACCGUGAGUACAAUGACAUUCUUCAAUGGGACUUUGAUGACUCCUUCUUCAACCUCACCCUGAAGCAGAUACUCUUUCUACAAUGGAUGGAAAAAAACUGUCCGCAAGCCCACUUCCUGCUAAAUGGUGAUGAUGACGUCUUUGCAAACACCGACAACAUGGUUGAGUACCUCCAAAACCUUCAGGACAACAAUGGAAAUAAGCAUCUCUUUACCGGUCACCUGAUCAACAAUGUGGGGCCCAUUAGAUAUUCAUGGAGCAAGUAUUUUAUUCCAGUUCAAGUGCACCAGUCGGACACAUACCCAGCCUACUGUGGUGGCGGGGGCUUCCUGCUGUCUGGCUUCACAGCUAAGGUCAUUUACAAUAUGUCCCAGUCCAUUACCAUCCUCCCCAUUGAUGAUGUUUACAUGGGAAUUUGCCUGGCCAAAGCAGGACUGCGUCCUGAAUCCCAUAUGGGUGUGAAGACAGCAGGACACUCCUUUCCCUCCAGCAGAGUAGAUUCAUAUGACCCUUGCUUCUAUAAAGACAUUAUACUGGUACACAGAUUUCUUCCGGAUCAAAUGUACUUAAUGUGGCACCGAAUACACGAUCCUAAUCUCAUAUGUGGUGUCUAGAGAAGAAUGCUUUACCAAACCUCAUCAGUAACAGGUGGUGACAGAGGUUCUUUCAAUCGUAUGUAACCCAUUAGUACAACAGCUCUGUGAUAAAUUCAACUUUUUAAUAUUAAAGGGAUAGUUCAGAUUUAUUAAAGUGUUUUGGGUUUUUUGAUGAUGCACUUAUCUAUGGGAAGUGUAUUAUCUUAAUGUGUGACUUUGGUGGAUCAAAAUUAAACCUUGAAACCAACAAAGUCAAAUAAAACAAGAACAAACUAAAGGAUUAAGGCAGCUAUAGUCCAGAAACUCUCAUGUUCUGCCAGGUGAAAUUAUUGUUUUUGUUAAUGGAGUCUGGUGGAUUUGAUGAGCGCAUAGAUAAUGGAUAACUUUACCAAGGCUGUCUGACAGCAGUGCAAAUAUUCAAAAAAUAUGUUUUCUUAGGUGGGUUGUGUUUUUAAGUGUCUAAAAUAAGUUUUGUGUCCUUGUCCUCGGGGGAACUUAGCUUAGUACUGGCAGCAACCAGAAUGGUUUUCAGUACUUGUUAAGUGCAUAUCUAGUGUCUGUUAAAUAAUUUGUUGGUGCCUGUAGCCUUUAUAAACUUUAGAGAAAAGUGUUAAUUCAUUUGUAUAAGUGCCUAUUUAAGUAUGGCUUGGAAGGAGUUAUGCUAUAAUUUAUAUAAAAAGGAUGAUUAACAAAAAAUAAUUUCUUCAUACACUGAAAAUGACUUAGUGUUGUCAAUAUUUUGGCCAAGCUUGGGAUGAAGGUUGGACUUAAAUAACUGUAUAGCUAUCAGAAGCAGUGUGGCAAUCUUUUUCAACUUUUUUUUCAUAACUUUGUAUUUGUUUGUAACAUUACCAAAACUGAAUAAAUGUAAAAAAAAAAAAGAAAAAAAAAAAUGAAAGUGUAUGCAGCAUUUCAUUGACAAUCUUCUCUUUUGAUUACCAGCCAUUUUUCAAGCAUAUAGUGUAUGUCUUAGAAUAACUUUUGCAGCCUAAGCAAAAAACAUAUAUUUUUUUGAUUGUUUUUUUUAUGUGAUGAGGGUUGUGAGAUAAGCUGUUUGCCAGAAUCUCAAGUCAACUGUGUCAAGCCAAAUCACGUCUUGUGUACAUAAUAGUACAUAUAUUUUCACUAGCAAAUAACUUGGAGGAAAAUGAGCUUAGGUGUUAUUAAAGCAACAGAGGAUACGUGGGGGUUUUGAUUUUAAAGUUGGAUUCCAUUAAGAUUCAGUUACACUGUCCAGUGACUUGAGUGCUGAUAAUCCAGUCCUUUACUGUGAUUUGGAAAAAAAAAUGUAAUAGAGAUAUUUGCUGCAACUUUCUUUCUAAAGCUUAAGGUAAAUUAAUUCCAUUUUUUCUGGUCCUUAAAUACUAAACCAUUAAUAUCUAUUAAUGGCCUAAAAACACAUCAGAAACUUUUCAAGUAAUUUAAUUAUCUAAUUAAGUCACUUUGUUUGUUGUAGUAAGUCUUUUGAUUUGCAUCCGUCCUAAAACUUUUAAGUAUCUGAUAUGGUUUAAAGUAUAGCUUCUACCUGAAGGUUAAAAAACAGCUUUUUAAAAUUGUACUAACUUUCACUUCCAGAGAAAACACACAAACAGUGCUGUCUAGAAUGUUACACAACUGGAAAAGUGGGUUUUACACUAUCAAAACACAUCAAAACAAACCCAUUUUUUCUUCAGUUAAGCCCUCAAGUUCAGUGUACUCAAACUAUUUGUAACAAUUAUUUUUGUGACAAAAUGUCAAAACUGGUAAAUACUUGUUUUUCUGAUAUUUCCUUAAAAA
This is a messenger RNA of Centropristis striata (black sea bass), 3022 nucleotides long. Its product is annotated as N-acetyllactosaminide beta-1,3-N-acetylglucosaminyltransferase 3-like. Gene Ontology annotation, molecular function: hexosyltransferase activity. Gene Ontology annotation, cellular component: membrane. Bases 125 to 1264 code for a protein of 379 amino acids. The record is from RefSeq and is a predicted model, not a curated record. The transcript is spliced from 3 exons. Lineage: Eukaryota; Metazoa; Chordata; Actinopteri; Perciformes; Serranidae.